Pseudocercospora fijiensis CIRAD86 is the source of this 699-nucleotide messenger RNA. RefSeq lists its product as uncharacterized. The record is from RefSeq and is a predicted model, not a curated record. The transcript is spliced from 3 exons. Lineage: Eukaryota; Fungi; Ascomycota; Dothideomycetes; Mycosphaerellales; Mycosphaerellaceae. Bases 1 to 699 code for a protein of 232 amino acids.
AUGCACUUUGGCAUGGUGUUGGCCAGCACUGACGAUCAUUGCGCAGUUCAUCGCCUGUCGGUGAAAGAGACAAUGGCCAACACAACCUCUACGAACCAUCCACAAGGUCGCAUGAUGCCGCAGAAUCUGUUUUACAAUCGCCGCCCGCCACAACACCGAACAAGACAGUUCCAGGCUCAACCCCAUCUCCGCCUGCGAACAAUGGCCGUCCACCAUCAGCGCCCUCGCCUUGAUAUGGGGGAGCACGGCUUAGGAUUGAGUCAGCUAGCCUCUGGUGCUUCUAGCUUCGCCCCUGAGGCUUGCAACACUCCUCGCUCUGCCGCAAUCGAGGAGGCGCGUCUGCGCCGCGACCGAGAUAAGUACUUGCUGAAGAUGCGAGAGCGUGGUCUGUCUUAUAAGGAGAUCAAGCGCCGCGGCAAGUUCAAGGAAGCUGAGUCAACUCUCCGUGGCCGCAUUCGAGUCUUGACCAAGGAUAAGAGUGAACGAGUACGCCGACCGGAUUGGACUGAGAACGAUCUGCAAUUACUCGAGCACGCUGUCAGCCAUUUCGAGCGUUUUGAUGGUACCGUGCGCGGCAGAGAAGUUCACUCGCGCGUGCCUUGGAAGAAGAUCAGCGAUUGGAUGCGAUCUCGAGGCAGCAGCUACACAUUCGCUCCAGCCACCUGCGCAAAGAAAUACCGAGAGUUGCACUCACUCUGA